ACGUGAUAAGAGUAGGCGGGGUCUGGUAGUUGUUUCCGGAAACAUGGAGGCUGUCGUGAGUGAUGUUGUUGCUCCUGAAGACCUUUUAAAAUUUGAGAAGAAAUACAACAAUGAGCUGAAAAAAGGAUCCGUGUCCAAAGACACAAAGUUUGAAUACGCUUGGUGCCUGAUUAGGAGCAAAUACACGGAUGACAUUAAGAAGGGAAUCGUGCUGCUGGACGAGCUCGUUCACAAAUCGACAAAAGACGACUCUCGGGACUACUUGUUCUACCUCGCAGUUGCGAACUACAGACUCAAAGAGUAUGAGAAGGCCCUGAAGUACGUGCGGACUCUGCUCAGGAAUGAGCCGGGGAACAAGCAGGCCUUGGACCUGGAGACGCUCAUCAACAAGGCCUUAAAGAAAGAUGGCUUGGUUGGCAUGGCGAUCAUCGGUGGAAUCGGCGUGGGAGUCCUUAGCUUGGCGACUCUCGUCGGCUUGGCGGUAUCGAAGGGAGGUGCCAAAUCCUAACCCGGAUCUAAAACAGACACUGUCUCGGUGCCUCGACGUGCCGAAGAGGACUCACACCAUAACUCCGCCCUCUUUAUCCACUCAGACUUUAUGGAGCGAGCGUGAACGUUUGAAGUUUAUUUUACACUUCAGUGACAUAUUUUCACCUUUUAUGUCGAGUGAUAUUCGCCACGUUCUGGGCAUCACAUCAUUCCCCGUCUACUAACACGCUUUAACGUGUUGCUUUCUCUUUUUUUGUGUGUGCGAAUAAAUUUGAAAAGGGA
Thalassophryne amazonica is the source of this 771-nucleotide messenger RNA. RefSeq names its product fission, mitochondrial 1 (gene fis1). Gene Ontology annotation, cellular component: mitochondrial outer membrane; peroxisomal membrane. Gene Ontology annotation, biological process: autophagy of mitochondrion; mitochondrial fragmentation involved in apoptotic process; peroxisome fission. Bases 44 to 508 code for a protein of 154 amino acids. The record is from RefSeq and is a predicted model, not a curated record. Lineage: Eukaryota; Metazoa; Chordata; Actinopteri; Batrachoidiformes; Batrachoididae. The transcript is spliced from 5 exons. Gene Ontology annotation, molecular function: protein binding.